Ostertagia ostertagi is the source of this 990-nucleotide messenger RNA. The record is from the annotation of a GenBank genome assembly. Lineage: Eukaryota; Metazoa; Nematoda; Chromadorea; Rhabditida; Trichostrongylidae.
AUGGAUGGCGCACCUCCUCCGGUCGCCGUUCCUCCGGAUCCCGAUGAUCCGGCCAGGUAUUCCGUUUCUUUCUGUCGCGACGCGACCGCUCCAGAGAACUAUUUGUCCGGCUCACCAUCAGCCGACACAGCUAAUGCAUCUCAGUCCGGCUCGUCCGUAACGGACGAAUCGGCCAUGGAUACUUCGGCUGUCACUGUCCCCAGUGACACCAAUGUAUCCACGGCUCUUGAUACUUUAAUUUCUUCUGUUGCAGAUGUUGGCGCGGAUGUCGCUAUGGAACAGCAGCCGUCUGAAGUCCCGCCUUCGGAUACUCCUGGUGGCUCGCGUGCACGGCGCACCCCAUCACCCACUCCAACGGACUCGUCGCUGCCGUCGAGUUCAGCGCACAGGUCGCUGAGCAGCCAGGAUCUUAGUGCAGGCGGCGAGGAGCUUCGCAGCAUGACCGCAUCAAUGGAGCAGUUGGCUAUGGUAGAUCCCCCUCCGGUCCAGCGUCGCGUCACCCGGGCGGCUUCUCCCUCCGCACCCUUGGCAAAGACCCAGCGGUCCUCAUCCGGUCGUCGCAGGGCUCCCGCAAAUUAUGCGGCAGCCGCAGCCGAGCGCCGCUCCCCACCACCGGCUAAUCCUAUCCGGGGAUCAAUGCGGGGCCGUGCCAAAGCGACCGCAAGGCCUGGUCCCUCCACAUCCAGGUCCGGUCCUUCCCAACCCCCGGCCCGUGGGGCCGCCUCAUCAAGAGCUAGUCGCGGCCGUGGUCGCAGCGCUGCGCGUACCAGCGCUGGUUCGCUACCCCAGGUUGACACCAGUCAGCUGCCGGAGGAAACCCCAAAAGGGUUCUCCCACUACCUUAUACACCGCCACCCGUGGGCGCGCUUCGUUAAUCCACGGCCGAUCCGCAUGGUUCGCGAUAACCCCCCGCAAGUUCACAAUAACCUGAACACGGAGGGAUACCGCCACCUGCCCGACUGUGGGUAUAUGUCGCUGCGCUUUCAAUAA